Chionomys nivalis (European snow vole) is the source of this 1225-nucleotide messenger RNA. It is a transcript of the gene C3H12orf43, whose product is annotated as chromosome 3 C12orf43 homolog. The coding region runs from base 2 to 784 and encodes 260 amino acids. The record is from RefSeq and is a predicted model, not a curated record. Gene Ontology annotation, biological process: Wnt signaling pathway; negative regulation of Wnt signaling pathway; Spemann organizer formation. Lineage: Eukaryota; Metazoa; Chordata; Mammalia; Rodentia; Cricetidae. The transcript is spliced from 6 exons.
GAUGGUGGCGCCCGGUGGUGCCAUGAGCGAUUCUGAGAGCUGCAGCAGUAGCAACAGCGAUGCAGAGGAGCUGGAGCGAUGCCGCGAGGCAGCGAUGCCCGCCUGGGGGCUGGAGCAGCCCCCGCAAUGGACAGAAAAACCUAGAACCGAUGCUGCAAGUAAACAGGUGCCGGCGUCCCAGCCAAGCCACAGGCGCGAGGUGAACAAGCAUGAUGGAGAUGGCAAUGAGCUUCAGACCACACCUGAGUUCCGAGCCUUUGUGGCCAAGAAGCUUGGAGCCAUGCUGGACAGCUCCAUCGCUGUCUCAGAAGUGUGGAAGGAGCCAUGCAGGGCAGAGGUGCAGCCCGUGGCAGAGGCGGAGGACGGCUUCCGCCUUUUCUUCACAUCUAUCCCCGGAGGCCACAAGAAGGAAGCUUCUCCGAAACCCUGCCGAAAACGCCAGGCCCCCAGCUCCAGCAGUGAUGACAGUGACGAGGAGUGGCAGCGGUGCCGGGAGGCAGCUGUGUCUGCUUCGGACAUUCUCCAGGAAUCAGCCGUACACUGUGCUGCCAAGGUGGAGAAGGAGGCGGAGAGGAAGAAAUUGAAAAAGAAAGCCAAGAAGAAGGCUGACAUUGACUUAACUGGAGCCACAGGCCUGAAACAGGAAAAGGAGGCAGGCGCCGUCAAUAGGGACCCAGCAUCACUUGGGACAAAAAAGAAGAAAAAGAAGAAAAAGGCCAAGAAAGCCAGGGAGGCUUCCCCGCGCCCACCGGCAGAGUGUGCAGCAUCUGGGCCUGAAGACUGACUCCAGGCUGAGGCAUCAUGGCCACCAGCUCUUGAGGAUGAGGCGCCUGUGGAGUCCAGACAAAGCUAAGCUGCUCUCCAGGUCCAGCACCACCUCCGCCCACAGUGACUUUAGCUGGGCUUGCCCACGAGUCCAAAGGAGUGGAUGCCUGAGCCAGAGGGUGGGACUGUGGUUCCAGAACAUUCUAUUACCUCAGGAUGGAGGGCGCUUCCAGUUUUUAAGACUGAGUCUUAGAGCAUCCAUCUCCCCUACCUGCCCAGCCAGGUGUGACAAGUGGUCUUUAGAAAUGAGGGGAAGGGUCUCCAGGGUAAGUUUGUACCCCUCCCCCAGCCCACACAGACUCAACAACGUUGCCAGGAAAAGAAGGAAAGAUAACCCCCUCCUUUUUUCCCCAGAAUUUUCUUACUCCAAAAUUUUUAAUAUACCAUCCAUAAAAACAUG